GUGUCGUCACACUACUCUCUUGUUUCAAGCAGCGCUCGCCGGACGCACGCUCCAUUCAUCCUCACGUCUUUAUCUGCCGGUGAACGCGACCGGCGUUGUGUUUUAAGUUGUCUUUAGCCAAGCAUGUCAGGCUCAACUUCCCCGCCUCCCUCGGCAGAGGUUCUGGGAGCCGAGGGCUGUUUCCCCCCUGGAUACAAGCCUUUCAAACCCGAGGACCACGGCCUGGAGCGCGGCUUCCGUCUCACAGCGUUCUCGGACCUGAAGGGAUGAGGCUGCAAGGUCCCGCAGGAGGCUCUGCUCAAACUCCUGGCGGGACUGGAGGCGGACCGGGCCGACGGGACGGGGAAGGCCGGAGACCAAGCAUCAGAGUUCGGCCAACAACUGCCCGGCCCUCGGCUCGGCGUAGGGAUGGACUGCUGUGUGAUUCCACUGAGGCAUGGAGGGCUCUCACUGGUCCAGACCACGGACUUCUUCUAUCCUCUGGUGGAGGAUCCGUACAUGAUGGGCAGGAUAGCGUGCGCUAAUGUCCUCAGUGAUCUCUACGCCAUGGGCAUCACAGAGUGUGACAACAUGCUGAUGCUACUGAGUGUCAGCCAGAAGAUGAACGACAAGGACCGUGAGCGGGUGAUGCCACUGAUUAUUCAAGGGUUUCGUGAUGCAGCAGAGGAGGGGGGGACUUCUGUGACGGGUGGCCAGACCGUGAUCAACCCCUGGAUCAUCGUUGGAGGAGUAGCAUCCGUCGUCUGUCAGCCUAAUGAGUUCAUCAUGCCGGAUGGUGCUGUACCAGGGGACGUCCUGGUUCUAACCAAACCUCUGGGGACACAGGUGGCUGUGAAUGCUCACCAGUGGCUCGAUCAGACUGAAAGGUGGAAUAAGAUCAAGCUAGUCGUCACAAAGGAGGAAGUCAAAGAGGCCUACCAGGAAGCCAUGUUCUCCAUGGCAACGCUAAACCGCACAGCGGCCGGCCUAAUGCACAAGUUCCAGGCUCACGCUGCCACAGACGUGACAGGUUUUGGGUUGUUGGGACAUGCAAACAACCUGGCAGCACAGCAACGAAACGAGGUGGCCUUCGUGAUCCACAACCUACCAAUCAUAGCCAAGAUGGCUGCCAUCAGUAAAGCCUGUGGAAACCUGUUCAACCUGAUUCAGGGCACGUCAGCAGAGACUUCUGGCGGGUUGCUGGUGUGUCUACCCAGAGAGCAGGCGGCCAAGUUUUGCUCUGAGAUGAAGAGCCAGAGCUCGGCAGCCGGAGGUCAGGGAGCAGCGGGUGGAGCGUGGAUAAUCGGAAUCGUAGAGAAAGGCGACCGCCACGCUCGCAUUAUUGACAAGCCGCGCAUUAUCGAGGUUCCACCACGAGGAAGCCAGGCAGCCAAUCAGGAAAACAACUCCGCCAGCCCCGCUCCCAGCCCCAAUCUGUCAUAGACACUGGUUGUGUGUGUGUGUGUGUGUGUGUGUGUGUGUGUGUGUGUGUGUGUGUGUGUGUGUGUGUGUGUGUGUGUGUGUGUGUGUGUGUGUGUGUGUGUGUGUGUGUGUGUGUGUGUGUGUGUGUGUGUGUGUGUGUGUGUGAGAUAUGUUUAUGUUGCUAUUCUUUCAUCCCGUCAAAAUGCUGAAAGCACAGAGACCAUAAUCACUGUCAUCUUUUCCAGCGGGAGAACCAAUGGACAGCAUCCACUAUUUAACCGUCUUUGGAGAGAGCUGGGCCUACCCUUCAACAUCUUGGCUUUAAAUGUUAAUUCAGGGUAGUGUGCUGUGAUACUCCUCCCCUGUUUUAUUUAGAUUGGCAUUUAAUAGACCUGCCUUUCCUUUUUCCCCUUUCAUAAUGCUCAUAGACAACUCAUCUGAAAUGACUUUCAAUUCUAAAGAGUAAACAUUCCAAAUCUUUCUUGCAAGUCAAUAAUGCAAAUUGCGUGUAAAUGUGGGUGUUUGAGUAUUUUAUCAUGUGACUGGGGUCCUUUGCUGUGGGGAAGUGGAACAGAGGUGUUUACUUUUCUUGAAAUCUUUUUUUUUUUUUGGAGUGGAUGAUGUUAAUAUUAUUCAUGUUGGUGAAUGUAUCAUAUGGAAAAGAAAUGGUUAAUCGCUUCUGGCUCUGCCCACACGGCCCGGAGGAAGGCUUGAGCAGCUUCCUUUGGACCAGCUGGGUGGUGUUCAGAAGUAUGUCUGUGUCAGCUGAUUGGCUGUCCAGCACCAAGUCCCUCCCACCCUUCCUUUUUAUGAAGCUCCACCUCUAAACCCCAGCCAACGGGGGCAGGUGGAGCAGAUGUUUGCCUUUGGAUUGGGGUCGGGCUCAGGCUGCUGGAGGUCUAAAGCUGUCUGUGUUUGUAGAUUUCCUGCUUUUCACAAUCAAUAAAAUCAUCAUCAACUCACAAUGAAA
Molecule: messenger RNA, 2371 nt
Organism: Anoplopoma fimbria (sablefish)
Lineage: Eukaryota; Metazoa; Chordata; Actinopteri; Perciformes; Anoplopomatidae
Gene: sephs3
Product: selenophosphate synthetase 3
Exons: 8
Biological process (GO): L-selenocysteine biosynthetic process
Cellular component (GO): cytoplasm
Molecular function (GO): selenide, water dikinase activity; ATP binding
Source: RefSeq, a predicted model, not a curated record